Messenger RNA from Prunus avium (sweet cherry), 1486 nucleotides. RefSeq names its product NAD(P)-linked oxidoreductase superfamily protein (gene PLR1). NCBI's taxonomy places the organism in Eukaryota, Viridiplantae, Streptophyta, Magnoliopsida, Rosales, Rosaceae. The record is from RefSeq and is a predicted model, not a curated record. Gene Ontology annotation, cellular component: cytoplasm.
ACUGACACGACACACUCUUCUUCCUCAACUGUCUUCCCAAAGUGACACUUACAAUUGAGCAAGAAAGAAGAUAGACAGGGAAAUCAAUGGCUUACUUAACCUUAAAAGCUACAGCCUAUUUCAGCUCUUCAAUCGACUCUUCAAGUGAGACUUACCUCCCUUCUUCACCCUCCAAGCUCCUCAAGCUCCCUCCCUUCUGGCCAUGGGAAAAGGUGAAGGUGGGUCCGCUGAGUGUGUCUCCAAUGGGGUUUGGCACUUGGGCAUGGGGCAACCAACUUCUCUGGGGGUACCAGGAAUCAAUGGACAAUGAACUUCAACAGACUUUCAAUCUGGCUGUGGACAAUGGCAUCAACCUUUUUGACACUGCGGACUCCUAUGGCACCGGCAGGUUGAAUGGAAAGAGUGAAAAACUACUUGGAAAGUUCAUCCGAGAGUAUCAAGGGCAAAAGAGGCUGCAGAAGGACAUUGUAAUUGCUACCAAGUUUGCAGCCUAUCCUUGGCGCCUAACACCGGGGCAGUUUUUGAAUGCUUGCAAUGCCUCGAUAGAUCGUAUGCAGAUUGAACAAAUUGGAAUAGGACAAUUACAUUGGUCAACUGCAAAUUAUGCUCCUUUGCAAGAAAAAGCUCUUUGGGAUGGGUUGGUUGCAAUGCAUGACAAGGGUUUAGUUCGAGCUGUUGGGGUCAGCAACUACGGACCGAAGCAGCUUGUAAAAAUCUACGAUUACCUCAAAGCCCGGGGAGUCCCCUUAUGCACAGCUCAGGUGCAAUUUUCUCUGUUAAGCGUGGGAGAAGAUCAGCUGGAGAUCAAGAAUAUAUGUGAUUCUCUUGGUAUCCGCCUGAUUGCUUAUAGUCCCUUAGGACUUGGAAUGCUUACUGGGAAAUAUACACCCUCUAAUCUUCCGCGUGGCCCUCGGGCCUUCCUAUUCAGGCAAAUUCUUCCAGGACUGGACCCUCUAUUGAGCGCACUUGAAGAAAUUGCUAAAAAACGGAGCAAAACCAUGCCACAAGUUGCUAUAAAUUGGUGCAUUUGCAAAGGGACCAUUCCCAUACCUGGAGUGAAGACAGUGAAACAAGCAGAAGAAAAUUUGGGUGCUUUGGGUUGGCGCCUGCGUUCCCAAGAGUUGCUCCAGUUGGAAUAUGCGGCACGGGAGUCACCUCAAAAGAUGAUCCAAAACAUUUUCCAAACAAGGUGAAUCCGGUUGUUAUGUUUGUUUCUUGGAGCAGGGAAACCAGAAUGAUACCAAUCACUAGAUCAUAUUUUACUCUAUUGCGACUGCAUUCUUUUUCUCCUCCGUGAACAGAUGAAUUUGGACAAGAACAAGCUUUGGCGAGUUGUUGUGUUGAAACUUAAAACAUGGAAUACACAGGAAAAAUGAAAUUGAAAGUGCCCUUAACAAGAUCAGAAUGUGAAGAAUAAGUGGGGAAAGUAAGCAGGAAAGAGGCUACUUUUGUGCUUUUGGCGUAAAGAAGCUGGGAAAGCGAACAU